AUGUUGUUUUUGACACUGGCUGACGCUCCGGCGAUUCUGAGAGAAGGCAGAUCUGACUUGUACGUUAAUGUCAUUGAAUCGGCAAGUAGAUGUCUGUUGACCACUGUGGAUUCAUUUAACAUCUCUGAAGUCCCCAUACGAGCCCUUGCCAAGGUAGCCUAUGCACUCAGACGCCUUCCUGAGCUGCCCGAAUUGCUGGAAAAACGACGACGUGUCCACGCAGAGUUGAUCGCCAGGGCGUCUGAGAAGCCAUCACGAAGCGGAGCACGGCGUUGGUGGCAGGAUGUGGAAACAGCCCGCCUCGCUUCCGAAGUCGAGACGACAGCCUAUGCGUAUCUGGCCCUCGCGGAGUCUCACUCCAUCUCUCAACUGCUGCCCGUCAUCCGUUGGUUAUCGGCACAGCAGGAUGAGCAGGGUGGAUUUUCCUCGACUCAGGACACCGUCGUGGCUCUACGGGCGCUGGCUCAUGCAGCCGGCCAGCUGCAUCUCUUCACUGUCGCGUCAGCUUCAUCCGGAGGAGAGGCCUCCGCAGCAGUGACGGCUAGCAUUCUGCCUGGAGGCUUUAAGACGGAGGUGAUAGUAGUGAACCGGACAAAUGCACACAUCUCGCAGCAAGUGGAGCUGGGCUAUCACAGUCGGACAGCCUCGCAGGAGGUCGGGUGGAAGGUGUCCGCACCGGCGAGGGCCGCCUGUGUUGUGGUGCAUCUCUCUGCCCUCUACAACACCCCUGAUCCCAAUGGCGGUCCGGAUAAUGAGGACUCCCCCUUUUCGCUCGAUGUUAGCACAACUCAGGGACACGACUUCAGCCCGGAGUGCACUCAUGCCAAGACGAUCGUGUGCGUGCGUUUAUCUGAACACGCUGUCAAGUCAGUGGACUCCACCGGCAUGAUUCUCCUAACAUUCGAGCUGCCCAGUGGGUGGGCAAUUAGAGAAUCAGACUUGGCAAGUUUGAAGUACCGCGGUUUACGCCGUGUUGAAUAUGAUGCUCAGAAGACGACACUGUUUGCCUACUUUGAUGCCUUCACGGAGGCUGAAGCGGCGAACGUCAGUGGACGCGAUAAGAUGCUGCGCUGCGUCAGCCUACCGCUUAGACAAAAGAUGUUUAUCGAGCCCCUCAGUCCCUCCCUGAUCCGCGUGCAAGAUUACUAUGCUCCCCAGCAGAAAACCGAGGUCUCCUUCCUGCCAAGUACCUGCAAACGCUACUGGAAUCCCGAUUUCGCGCAAGAGGCAGACGCACCCGCGGAGACGCCAGUCGUGACGGAACAAACACCAACUCUGACCACACCUGCUCCGCCCGCCUGUCCCAACUGCGCCACCGACAGCGUCACGCAAGAGAGCCUGAUUCAGGCCAUCAAUAAGUCCGUCUGCCGUUACGGUGGUAAAAUCCAUUUCUUUAGGCCUCACUCCGAAGUGGUUGAUGACAGUGAUUCUAUAGGAGGUGCAGUGUACUUUGUCGCUUUUGCAAAGACGGUGGCCUCCUGGAACACGACUGUGAAACUGGCCAAUCAGUGUUCGUGUGACAUCGUGCGUCAAAGAAAUUCCACUUUUGCCAUUCUGCUCGGUCCCGGUUAUUUCAACUUAUAUCCGGGAAGUAUCAGCGUGGAGUUGGGGGGACAUACAGUUGUGCCAUUCAAUGCCCUACAGGCGGCUCUGACGGAGCUCACGGGGCGUUUGGAGGCAAAUAUCUCCAAGUCAGUUAAGCCGAGGUGUCCUAAUCUGGAGGGUUUCCAACUGCUUGUCCGAAAGCUUGCCGAAUCAAAAUGA
Messenger RNA from Spirometra erinaceieuropaei, 1764 nucleotides. NCBI's taxonomy places the organism in Eukaryota, Metazoa, Platyhelminthes, Cestoda, Diphyllobothriidea, Diphyllobothriidae. The record is from the annotation of a GenBank genome assembly.